AUGAAGGUAGAAUUUGAAGACGAAGUCAAUGUUGACGCUGUGGAAAACCGGGCCACAACUCUUACAAAUGGUUCCUCGAAGCUGCGUAGCCUUGCAGCACCUCCGCGUCGAAGGGUUAAGAAGGGUACUACAGUGGACAAUGUACAACUUAAGGAAGCUCUUUCUGCUGGUGCUCACCACUCUAGUGCUUACGUCUUUGACGUCUUCCUUCAUGCAUUGCGGCUCAUGCGUAUACCAUUAUCAACUCUUCUAUUCCUUUGGAUGCUGGCAUCUGUCAUGAUGCGCCUUUUGGAUGCGCUUCGCACAGUGUUUGUCCCAAUCUGCCACCUUCCUUUGGUCUCCAGGUUGGUGCUGUGCGGUGUAGUGGUGUCGCCUAAUAGUCAGGGUCCACAAUGGGCAGACUUUCCAAAACUUAUGCAAGUUCAGAGCUCAAUGUUCGAGCAACUUUUGGCUGGGUCCAUCGGAGGUUCUGUCCUCUCCCUCGAAAUACAGAAAGUGGAAUUCGCAACGGCUGAUCUUGCGACUCUUGUUCGAAACAGUGACAUCGAAUCCAAUGAGAUCCUAGCUAAUCUCUUGGAGAUGUUUGUCAAAGAUGCUGAGAGGACUGCUAGAGGUCUCACAACACUCAGUUCGAGGGUGGGUGGCACUGUAGAUAACACUGAAAGCUUCGUGCUCAUAUUUGAAAAUACGGAGAAGAACAUCCCGCCGCCAUAUUCGCUCACGGCUUUGAUGCCGUUCCGCACUGGACCCUCAAUGCAAGAGGUGACAAUCGAGGCAUUCGCCGGCGCCAUGGAGGCCUUCUCUACAGCAAUACAACGACUUAUUCUUGAAGCUGAGAAAUCACUGCAUAACCUAGACAUACUAGAGGAAGAUCUAUCCAGUGUAUAUGAAGUUGUGAUACAUGAGGACAUUUCCAUCACAGCACAAAAAUCUGAGCUUUUAGGAGCCCUAUGGACGAAGCUUGGCGGGAACCAAUGUACGCUAAUGGAUUACGAGAGAUGUCUGAGUCUACUCAAAGACCUUGGUAACUAUCGGAAAUAUGCUCACGUGCAUGUUGUUGCCGCACUCCAAACGCUGCACUCUAUGGGCGAAGAUAUGGAAGAUUUGCGUCAGAGAGUAGCGGCUCCUGAACUGAUCAACGAUAGGCGCAUCCCACUCCACGUACAUAUCGAGAGCAUCCAGAAUGGUCUUCAGCGGCUACAAGAGGGCUGGGUGAGAACAAAAGAAAUGGAAGAGGACACGAUGACAAGAGUACUGGGCCUUGACACUGACUGA
Suillus discolor is the source of this 1275-nucleotide messenger RNA. RefSeq lists its product as uncharacterized. Lineage: Eukaryota; Fungi; Basidiomycota; Agaricomycetes; Boletales; Suillaceae. The transcript has 4 exons. Bases 1 to 1275 code for a protein of 424 amino acids. The record is from RefSeq and is a predicted model, not a curated record.